GCGAUGAGCGCAACACCGAGUUCACCGACGAAGAAAGGAAAAUUAAAGCAGUUCAACAGUGACUACGAUGAUCUUGACCCAGUCAUCACAUACCGGCAUCUUCAGUCUUCAGUCAUUGGUCCAAGUCAUCCAUUACGGAUAGUCGCCUUGUGCGACUGCAACGCGUUCUAUGCCAACUGUGAGCAAGUACGACUAGGUCUUGAUCCGGAAAUACCUUUGGUUGUGCUACAAUGGGGUAUGCUGAUCGCUGUGAACUACCCUGCUCGUAAAUUUGGUAUCUCGCGAAUGGACAAGUUGGACGAGGCACGGAAGAGGUGUCCUGAUCUCGUCGUGGUCCACGUGGCUACAUACGCACAGGGAGAGGAUGAGCCAAAGUAUUGGGACAAGCCAGAUGUCAAUACGCACAAGAUUUCCUUAGAUCUGUAUCGCCGGGAAAGUGUCAAAAUCCAUAGCAUGUUUAAAGAUCAAUUACCCACUGGUGAAGUUGGUAUGGAGCAUUACUUUAUGGAAGGAUACGCCAUUAAUGCAGUCUUACUCAUCACGUCCAUAGAGAAGGCAUCAAUUGACGAAGCAUUUAUAGAUUUCUCGAUUCCCGUUCGCGAUGAGCUCCUGAAACGAUACCCUUAUCUGUCCGAACCUCCAGUUGAUUCGCCAAGCGGCCCAGAUACUCCAUUACCUCCGCCCCCUCGGAUAUCGUAUAUUGGAUUGGGGAACCUGAUUCCUAUAGACCCCCCAAAGCUUGACCCAGAGAAAGAAGCCACUACUGAGUUAAUAGAAGAGAUUGAGAAAGAUGCUCCAGCCACUUGGCAAGAUGUAGGGCUCGCAAUAGCAGCGGAGCUAAUGGCCUCUAUGCGGAAGGAAGUGCACGAAAAGCUCGGCUAUCUGACGUCUGCGGGGAUAGCACGGAACAAAUUUUUGGCUAAACUAGCGGCUUCUUAUCGCAAGUUCAACACGCAGAAUAUCCUGCGAAACUUGGCCAUACCAGGGUUUCUUAAGCCUAUGCCAUUCCAGAAGAUACGUUUCCUCGGCGGAAAAUUGGGCAAGGCUCUUGCAACAGAGUAUGAUGUGUCAACUGUGGGAGAUUUGCUUCACAUCGGUAUUGAGGAGAUGCAGUCCAAGUUCGGCGAGUGUUCUGUCUGGGUAUACGAAAUACUUCGUGGGAUAGAUCGUGCCGAAGUGAAGGAGAAAGCUGUGAUUAACAAAUCCAUGAACGCCUCAAAGAACCUACCUAAGCCCCUCACGGACCCUUCCGAAGGACCGCAUUGGAUCCGCAUGCUUGCGGCAGAACUCGCAAUUCGACUUAAUGAAGCUCGCGAGAACACUCCAGGUCUAUGGCCACGGACGCUUAGCUUGCACACUUGUCAGGGUUGGCACGUUCGGCGUUCGAAGCAGCAAGCAUUUCCACCCCCACGUUCCACCAAUGUAACUGCGGAUUUUAUGACCGGGGAGGCCGAGAAACUGUGGAAAGAGAUAGUGAAGAGUGGCAUAUUGUGGGAUGGCAAGGACGGAAUGAAAGUGACCCACCUUGGUUUGGGUUUGACAGGAAUAGGCUGGACAGAAGAAGGCCAGCAGAAUAUCCAAGGUUUCUUCCGUGCGAAGGCACCGACGGGCACUGAGCGGGCGGUUUCGGAAGGUGUAGCCGGUCCGAGUACAUAUGCGACCGGCAGAGAAGCAUUGCGUCAACGAAGUCAAAGUGUCAAACCUGGUGUGGAUGAAGACGAAAUUGUUGUGCUGGACAUUGGAGACGAAAGCGGGACCGGGUGUUAUUCCUUUACAUGCGCUCGAUGCCGCAAGAUUAUUUCUCUACCUCCGCAUUUACUCAAGCAAGGCGAGGUUUCUGGUCCAAUUGGUGACAAUACCAGCGAUGUCGAGGAAUUACGGCAGGAUGCGCUCGCAGUUCUUCGUAUGGAACACGACGAUUACCAUUUCGCACAGGAUCUUGCUCGUCAGGAUAAACAGUCAACCAGCAGUGCGUCGGUCCCUGAGAAACGCAAGCCCAGCUCUUCGUCAACUCGACAAGUGAAGAAGAGGAAGAAAGAACAUCAACCAGAGGGCAUCGCCAGAUUCUUUAUCAAGGAGAGGAAGCCAUGACAGUUUCAUUCAGACGGGUUUUUCGGGUGGGGACUUAUUCAAUUUGGACUAGUUCAUCAUGAUUUGUAGCGGUAUUCCAUGUACACCGUCUCUAUCGUUGUAUCCGUAGAGCAACUAUCAU
This is a messenger RNA of Fomitiporia mediterranea MF3/22, 2212 nucleotides long. Its product is annotated as eta DNA polymerase. NCBI's taxonomy places the organism in Eukaryota, Fungi, Basidiomycota, Agaricomycetes, Hymenochaetales, Hymenochaetaceae. The record is from RefSeq and is a predicted model, not a curated record. Gene Ontology annotation, molecular function: DNA-directed DNA polymerase activity; damaged DNA binding. The transcript has 9 exons. Gene Ontology annotation, biological process: error-prone translesion synthesis; response to radiation. The coding region runs from base 4 to 2091 and encodes 695 amino acids. Gene Ontology annotation, cellular component: nucleus; site of double-strand break; replication fork.